This is a messenger RNA of Sipha flava (yellow sugarcane aphid), 1966 nucleotides long. RefSeq names its product lactase-phlorizin hydrolase-like. Gene Ontology annotation, molecular function: beta-glucosidase activity. The coding region runs from base 166 to 1680 and encodes 504 amino acids. The record is from RefSeq and is a predicted model, not a curated record. NCBI's taxonomy places the organism in Eukaryota, Metazoa, Arthropoda, Insecta, Hemiptera, Aphididae. Gene Ontology annotation, biological process: carbohydrate metabolic process. The transcript has 13 exons.
UAUAAGCAAAUUGUAGCUUAUGGUGUUUAGCGUAUAAAAGGCGAAAGUACAUAUUAUACCGUCUUCAUAGUUUCACGGUUUGCGGAAAGUUAACCAUUUCUUUAACAGGUGAUCCAUAUAGUAAUUGAUCGUGGUUAAUAUCUAUAAAAAAAAAAAAAACGGACAAUGGCUUCAAAAGAAACAAUCGAAUUCUCGAAAGAUUUUUUGCUUGGAACAGCAUCCAGUGCAUAUCAAAUAGAAGGAGGAUGGGAUGCUGAUGGCAAGUCUCCCAACAUUUGGGACGACUAUUUCCACAACAAAAUCACCAAGCUUGAGAAACCCUUAAUUACCAGAACAGCUGGAAAUAAGAAAUCUGCCGUUUUCGGAACGAACUUUGCUGAUAAAAACAGUUCCAAACCGACGUACAUCGUCAACGGAGACAUCGCGUGCGAUUCCUACCACAAGGUCGACGAAGACGUUAAGAAUUUAGUCAAACUCGGAGUGGACUUCUACAGGUUCUCCAUAAGCUGGGCGAGAGUAUUGCCCCAAGGAGAUGAUCGAUCACCUAAUGUAAAAGGAAUAGAAUAUUACAAAACGUUGAUUGACAAGCUUGUAGAAAACAAUAUUCAACCAGUGGUAGUAAUGUACCACUGGGAUCUUCCAUCAUACAUCCAAGCUUUUGGUGGUUGGGCGAACCCAAACAUAGUCACCUACUUUGAAAACUACGCAAACUUUUUAUACAAAACAUACGGUGACAAGGUGAAAUGGUGGACCACGAUAAACGAGCCCAGAUUCAUCGUCCAAGCUUACUCCAUGGACGAAGGCAAGGCACCGGCCCUCGGUUCCCAGUUCAGCGGCAUCACCGAUUACAUGGCCGUACGUAACAUAGUGCUCUCUCAUGCGGCCGCGUACAGGAUCUACGAAAAGUUUUACAAGAAGAAGCAGAAAGGCGAGGUCAGUAUAUGUUUGGACACCACGGCGUACUUACCGGAAGAUCCCAACAACAAAGAUCAUCAAGAGGCCGUCAAGAAAGCAUACGAUUACAACCUCGGAAUUUUCACUCAGCCGUUGAUUAAUGGUGAAUUCCCGAAAAGGGUUACCGAUGCCAUAAAGAAAGUGAACGAACGCGAGAAAAUAAACAUUGAACGUCUCAUUCCGUUUACGGAGGAAGAAAAGAAAAUCAUUAAAGGAUCGUUUGAUUUCAUAUGCUUCAAUUAUUAUUUCUCCAUGAUAUUAAAACCAAUGGACGAAGAACUAUACAAUAAUACGACAGAACUGCAGAAAAAGGACAUCGGAUUGGCGGGCAUAUUGAACGAAGAUAGCUUUAGCGAUACAUAUAGGGGUUUCACUCAGGUGAUCAACUGGUUUGUUCAAAAUUGUAACAACCCUAAGUUGUUUAUAACUGAAAAUGGUCGAUAUGAGGGACCUGACAAAGAUGAUUCUGAAUUAAAAAAAAUAUAUCAUCGAGGCAUUUUAACGGAACUCGACAAAGCCUUGAAGAAUGGUGUUAAUAUUAUUGGAUACGGCGUUUGGUCGUUUAUGGAUUCAUUGGAAUGGGAGAUUGGAUACUACCAAAAAUUCUAUGGUAUAUAUGGUGUGGACUACAGCAAAAAGGAUAAACCUCGUUUUGAAAAGAACUCUUUUAAUUUCUUUUUAACAUUGUUCAAAGAAAGAAGAGUAGACGCUCUUGCUUACGAAUAAUAUUAGUACAUUAUUUCGUAGGAUCAACUAUAAUAUUAUUGUGAACAUGAUUAUGGCAGUAGACACAAUUUUAGUUCAAUAUCGACCACUAAUGAAACAUAAACAAAAAUAAAUGUUUGUCAAACUGGACCAUUCAACGUGUGACCAUUUUACAACCAACGUAAAUUGACGAAUACUUUGAAGGGUAUAACUCUUUCAGUUGUUCAAAUACAAAUUCCAUAUCCGAGUAAAUAUUUUAUGCUUAAAUUGCAAUUUUAUUUGAGUGUAAAUAUAUAAAAAAAAUAAA